AUGCCUGCUUAUACCUCAUUAAACUCUCUCUUCCUGCUCACCAUCUUCAUUACAAGCUUGAGAGCUUCUGCACAAUUACAAGACCCUACUUAUGUCGGCCAAGAAUGUACUAACAGGAUAUCAAGAAACACAACUUACUUCUCCAAUCUCCAAACCCUUUUAGCCUCUCUUUCUUCCAACACUGCUUUCUUCUCCAUGGGAUCUCAUAGCCUCACAAAGGGUCAAAACGCUGACAUGGUGUUUGGACAUUAUCUUUGCAAAGGCGAUCUCUCGCCUGAAGCUUGCCGUGAUUGCGUUGUAUUUGCUGCCAAAGAUGCUCUGACUCGAUGUCCAGGAGAUAAAGAGUUAUUGAUUCAGUAUGAUGAGUGCAUGCUUGGAUACGCUGACAGGAACAUAUUUAUUGAUGCUGUAACCACAACUAAAAUAAUCACUUGGAACACUCAAAAAAUUAGCUCGGAGUCGGACUUAUCCGACCGGUUCAACGAUGCCGUGGUUGCUCUGAUUAACAAGUCUGCAAUGGAAGCAGCUACUAGCACAACGAAGAAGUUCGCCGUUAACAAGUCAAACUUCACUUCGUCCCGGACCAUUUACGCGUCGGUUCAGUGCAAUCCUGACCUGUCAAGUGAAGAUUGUUUAAUCUGUCUGCAACGAUCCAUCAAGAAGUUUUAUUUCAACAGUGUUGGAGGAAGAGUUCUUGUCCCGAGUUGUAACUCACGGUACGAGCUUUACCCUUUCUACAAUGAAACCUUAGUGACAAGUCUCUCUCCGCCGGUAAAUAGUCCUCCAUUGGUCUCAGUUCCUCCAUUGCCACCUGUUGAAGGAAGAAACUGGACGGUGAUAAUCAUAGCAAUAUGUGUGCCGGUCUUUGUUAUCUUUCUUGUGGCUGUUCUAAGCUACCGUUUAACAAAGAGAGUGAAGAAGACUUAUGAUGAUGCAGCUGCAGAUGAUGGAGGAGAUGACAUUACAACGGCAGGCUCACUGCAGUAUGAUUUUAAGGUCAUUGAAGCUGCGACAGAUAAGUUUUCGAUAAGUAACAAGCUCGGUCAAGGUGGAUUCGGAAAAGUCUACAAGGGGACACUUCCUAAUGGGCUACAAGUUGCCGUGAAGCGACUUUCAAAAACAUCAGGACAAGGCGAGAAAGAGAUCAAGAAUGAGGUUGUUCUUGUGGCAAAGCUUCAGCACAGAAACCUAGUCAAGCUUCUUGGAUUUUGUUUGGAGCGAGAAGAGAAGAUACUUGUCUAUGAGUUUGUGUCAAACAAAAGUCUUGAUUACUUUCUGUUUGACUCUAGUAAGCAGAGCCAGCUGGAUUGGACUACACGGUACAAGAUCAUAGGAGGAGUAGCUAGAGGGAUUCUAUAUCUUCAUCAAGAUUCAAGACUAACAAUCAUACAUCGUGACCUCAAAGCGGGUAACAUCCUCUUGGACGCUGAUAUGAACCCGAAAGUUGCAGAUUUUGGAAUGGCAAGAAUUUUUGAAAUGGACCAAACCGAAGCCAGUACUAGAAGAGUUGUUGGAACCUAUGGAUACAUGUCUCCUGAGUAUGCGAUGUACGGCCAAUUUUCAAUGAAAUCAGAUGUAUAUAGCUUUGGAGUCUUAGUUCUUGAGAUUAUAAGCGGAAGGAAGAACAGCAGCCUCUAUCAGAUGGAUGGUAGUGUUUGCAACUUGGUUACAUAUACUUGGAGGCUCUGGAGCAAGGGGUCUCCAUUGGAGCUCGUGGAUGUGUCUUUUGGAGAUAACAAUCAAAGAAACGAAAUAAGUAGAUGCACCCAUAUCGCUUUAUUAUGUGUCCAAGAAGAUACUGGAGAUCGUCCAACAAUGUCAGGGAUAGUCCAAAUGCUUACUACUAGCUCUAUCUCCCUAGCAGUGCCUAAACCACCUGGACUUUUCUUUAAGAGUAAUCAGGAACAAGCAGGUCCAUCAAUGGAUAAGUCUGUUCUCUGUUCAAUUGAUGAUGCACCGAUUACUUCUGUAGCUCCUCGUUAAAGACAAGCUCGUUUCAUAAACAAAAACAAUGUAAAUUAUGGCGGACUGUAGGUGAAGGUUUUUUUUUUUUUUUGACUGUAGGUGAAGGUUACCUUCUUUGAUGUCACUUUAUGAUUAUAAGCC
Eruca vesicaria subsp. sativa (arugula) is the source of this 2106-nucleotide messenger RNA. Lineage: Eukaryota; Viridiplantae; Streptophyta; Magnoliopsida; Brassicales; Brassicaceae. The record is from the annotation of a GenBank genome assembly.